UUUUAGUUGGCCACUCACAGAAGGCAAUAGGAGUCAUUAAAGUUGACUUGAGUUUUCUUCUUGUCAUUGAAAGACAGAGACUGCUCACCUCCACAGGUUUUCUGCAGAGAUAAAACAGACAAAAGGCAUCUAAUCAUGUCUGAGGCGUAAAAAAAAUCAAAGAUCUCUGCAUCUCGCAGACUGGCUCUCAAGACCAAACUUCUGAAAACUGCCUCUGUGAUGUUGGAGAAAGAGAAGGAGGAUAAGAAGCUGGAGAGAGAAACUACUUUGAGUGAGAGAGUCCCUCCACUUCAGCUGUCUGGUUUGUCCAUGCAGGACCUUCAGACUCUGUGUAGGGAACUGCACCAUAAGAUUGAUGUGGUAGAUGAAGAGCGGUAUGACAUUGAAGCCAAAGUGGCCAAAAAUAACAAGGAGAUUGAAAAUCUGUCUCUGAAAAUCUUUGAGCUGAAGGGUAAGAUGAAGCGACCUGCUCUCAAGAGGGUGAAGAUCUCAGCUGAUGCCAUGCUGGGAGCUCUGCUGGGCUCUAAGGUUAAAGAGUCUGUGGACUUCAAGGCCAACCUCAAGACUGUGAAGAAAGAGGAGGAGAAGAAAGAGGAGGUGACUGACUGGCGUAAGAACGUGGAGGCCAUGUCUGGUAUGGAGGGCAGGAAGAAGCUGUUUGAUGCUGGACAGUAGAUGUGUAUUUAUCAUCAUUUUAAACACAAAACAAUGUUUUACAGACUUGACCUUUGCAAUAUGCAAAAAUAUGCUGAUUAAAAGGAAGGGAAUUGUUUAUAUUUUGCAUAUAGAUGAGUGGCACUCUGUUGUGUUUUUAUGGUAUAAGCACUUUGAUUGUUUUAUGUCAUAAUAAUAAACACUUCUGACUAACACAGAAAACUAA
Lates calcarifer (barramundi perch) is the source of this 880-nucleotide messenger RNA. RefSeq names its product troponin I4b, tandem duplicate 2 (gene tnni4b.2). The coding region runs from base 220 to 675 and encodes 151 amino acids. Lineage: Eukaryota; Metazoa; Chordata; Actinopteri; Centropomidae. Gene Ontology annotation, biological process: muscle contraction. The record is from RefSeq and is a predicted model, not a curated record. The transcript has 7 exons. Gene Ontology annotation, cellular component: troponin complex.